Molecule: messenger RNA, 1180 nt
Organism: Contarinia nasturtii (swede midge)
Lineage: Eukaryota; Metazoa; Arthropoda; Insecta; Diptera; Cecidomyiidae
Product: 3-oxoacyl-[acyl-carrier-protein] reductase FabG-like
Exons: 3
Coding region: 90-944 (284 amino acids)
Molecular function (GO): oxidoreductase activity
Source: RefSeq, a predicted model, not a curated record
CGAGACAUAUUCAAUUUUGAACUCAUUUGAGUGGAAACUUUUCAAUUGAAAGUUGCAUAAAAAUCGAGCUUUUUCCAAAGGAAGAAAAAAUGAAUCGAAAAUUAUUCGUACUAUUGUUGACUAAGAUUGUCAUUUGCGGGCUUGGCUUUGUCAGUGCUGAGGGCAAUUUGAGUUUUUCUGACAAAGUAAUCAUUGUAACUGGUGCCAGUUCCGGCAUUGGAGCCGAUGCUGCCAUACAUUUAGCAAAGAAAGGUGCCAGCAUUUCAUUGAUUGGUCGAAAUGAGAAGCGAUUGAAUAAUGUUAGUGAGGAAAUCAAAAGCGCCGGAGCACCAACACCGUUAAUAAUAUUAGCAGAUGUCACAACAGAUGCACAGCGAAUUAUUAACGAGACAGUAAAUCAUUUCGGGAAGUUGAAUAUAUUGAUUAAUUCUGCUGGUGUAGCCAAGAUGAAUAAUGCCGAAAAUGUCGAAAUGGCUGACUACGAUUUGUUAAUGAACAUCAAUGUGCGCAGUAUUGUUGAACUCACGAAAUUCUCCAUUCCACAUUUAAAUAAGACCAAAGGUAAUAUUGUAAAUAUCGCAAGUGUCUUUGGAAUUCAAACACCGCAUAAUAGCUAUGUGUACGGCAUUUCAAAAGCGGCUGUUAUUCAACUAACCAAAUCUGCUGCAAAAGACAUGGCUUCAAAUGGGAUUCGUGUGAACGCGGUCGCGCCAGGAAUAAUUCGCACACGCAUGGUGGAAACGUCGACGGGUUUGACAUCAGAAGAAGCUGAUCAAUUUUUCGAUAAAAACGGUAAGGCAUAUCCACUUGGUCGUGUUGGCGAAGUAGAAGAUACAUCAGCGGCAAUUGAAUAUCUAGCCAGCGAUGUGGCCUCCUUUGUCACAGGAACCAUAUUGACGGUAGAUGGUGGAGCGUUAGUGGGAAAUGUUGAUCUAGUAGUAUAAAAGCAUGUAGAUGCAAUCCAUACUGAUGGUGAGCAAUGUUUUUGUAUUAAGAAGGCUUCACAUUGUCGAUUGACCAUUUUUAGAUUUAAAAAAAAAACUGAAUCAGAAUAUUUCAUAACAAUAUUUACGUUAUAAUCACAAUCUGCUGCAUUAUUGGAUCAUUUUUAAGUUUGAUUUUAUUUUUGUGAUGUUAAUCCUAAAGAAUUAAAAUAAAAUGAUUCAGACCACAGAUAGAA